UUUGCUUGCAGAUGAUCAGCGCACAAACGCGCGAGACAGAACGGUUAGCAACGGUGUGGUUUUCGUUCUGAGUUUUUCAACGUUUUAAUCAAGCUAACUUCGUUUAUUCAAAACACGGAAAAGGUUACUCUCCAUGCUUCGAACCAUCGCUUGUUAUAUCAUCUAAGUGCUAGCUAUCUCUUCGUAAACGGACGUGGGAGAGAAAAACCAGAAGGAAACUCCCCGGAUGGACAUCAUUAGUCGAGAGGGCCUAACGUGUAAACAACGCUUUCAUCGUCUUUAUCCAACGCUAAAAUAAUGUUUGGUGCCUCGAGAUCUGGGGGUGUAAGGGGAGGGCAAGACCAAUUCAACUGGGAUGACGUGAAAGGCGAUAAACACAGGGAAAACUACCUCGGGAACUCUCUUAUGGCACCAGUGGGGCGAUGGCAGAAAGGCAAAGAUCUGACUUGGUAUGCCAAAGACAAAAAAGGCGGUGUUAAACCUAUGUCAAGAGAAGAGGAGCUUGCUGCUGUGAAGGCAGCAGAGCAAGAGGCACUCCUGGCUGCCCUAGGCCACAAGAAUAUAAAGAGACAACCAACUGGCCUGACCAAAGAGGACCUUGCAGAUGUGUGCAGGAGGGAGGAUACGGAAGCUGAGGACAGAGAUGUGGACCGAGUCUCUGGCCUUGGAAGCUCCGGUGCAACGUCACGGAAAAUGGUGUUCUCCCAACAGGAGAAGGAAGCUGCCAAAAUCGGCUUGUCAGUCUUUACACACCAUAAAACAGAAGGGAAGUCUGGAAACCAGGAAGCCUCUGCCAGAAAAACAUCUGAGAACACAGAGAAACAGGAUGUGGAUCAAAGACAUGAGAGCAGCAAAAAGAAGAAGGAAAAGAAGAGCAAAAAAGAGAAGAAAAAGAAGAAGAAAAGGCAGAGAAGAGACUCUUCCUCCGAUUCGGACGAUGACAAAAGGCGCAGAAAGGACCACCAUCAUCAUAAUCCAUCAUGCCUCAGUCAGACUGGAGCCAGACACCAUGACAGCCAUUCAAGGGGGGGACCAAAGGGUGAGCGCCACCCCCCAUCCUCCCAACGACGCCAGCAGAGGCAUGACACACACUCCUCCGACAGGGGGUCCCCUGUCCCCCGUCACCGUGCCAGCUACAAGGCAGCCCAUGCUGCUCCGACACAAAGCCACAGGCGGCGCCAUGACACAGACUCUGACGACUAAUGUCCCCCCCCCCACUCAAUCAGAGACACGCCGAGGGAGAGGAGCGCUCUAGUCCACAGCAGAGCAGCUUGACUGGUCUAUGGACUGUCCUCAUGUACCUCUGGACUGGACUCAAGGGCUGUGGUUGAGAACAGUAGGUCAAUCUGUAGGCUACUCCUUAAACCACCAGCAGGCUUGUGGCCUUGUUUGAACUGACCAGUUUUUUAUUUGUGUUGAAUUUUGAAUUGUUAAAUUUGUUUCUAUUGGUAUUUUAUUUUUCUGAACCAGCACAAAUGUAUUUUAUGAUCUAAGUCUAGCUACCAAAAUUGAAGGACACUUCAUGCAAUUGAAUCAGGGACUACCGAAAGCAAGUUAAGUGCAUGUGUUCUUGGUGCUGAAAAUAAGUUAGUCAAUACAAACUAUUGGUGUCCAAGACAUUAAUUCCGGUGUCACACUUGCCCAUACCACCAGUAAAAAAAUUAAUAAUAAAUGUGCGCCAACACCUAAAUGUUA
Messenger RNA from Coregonus clupeaformis (lake whitefish), 1695 nucleotides. RefSeq names its product multiple myeloma tumor-associated protein 2 homolog. NCBI's taxonomy places the organism in Eukaryota, Metazoa, Chordata, Actinopteri, Salmoniformes, Salmonidae. The coding region runs from base 298 to 1203 and encodes 301 amino acids. The transcript is spliced from 8 exons. The record is from RefSeq and is a predicted model, not a curated record.